AUGGACGACCAUUUAAGUUCAGGACGUUGCAGAAGAUCUACGCACCGUCAUCCCCGUUCGACUCGUCCAGUGGCAACCGUCUUCGCUGCUGUCGCCGCUCUCGAGGCCCUGCGCUCGACAACGAGCGCGAGUGCCUCACCAUUACCGAUCCCAUUUCUGGACUUUUUGUACCCUUCUUUUGAGCGCAAAUCUAUCGAAGAAAAGCUCUCAGAACCGACGCUACGUUCGUCGACCUCGACCACGGCUGCGACGAGCGCAGCGGAGGCACGCCUUGGGGCUACAUCGACAGUAUCCAAGCAACACAAGCUCUCAAAGCGAGCUCAACCUCCCGGAGUACACAUCGCUAUCAAAUACGAGCCCGCAGAGAUUGGAUGGAUCGAGGCGCUUAGCUGGAACCUACAUGGACGAACAGGAGGGUCCGAUCCAAGUCCUGCGCUAGACCCGAGCAGCGGCCUAGAUAAUAUCCAAAAUUUGGAUGCCAUCGGUACUGGUACGCUCACCGAUAUGGACUUGAGUCAAUUACCAGUCGGCUGGUAUCGUGCCCCUCGCCAUGAAAGCUACUCGCCCAUCUUCGUCACCGUUCUUGCUGUUGUUUUGGUCUUUUCUAUUAUGACCACCAUUGGACUGUGUCGCUGGCGCAAGGCCCACUUACGCAAGCUGCGAGACGUAGAGCAGCUUGAGCGUCAACAAAAGGGGCUCGAGGUCAGCACAGACGAGGAAGGCUCGGACAGCGAGGAACAAUCCAAGGAAAAAUCAGGACGUAAAACGCCACUACGGAAACGCUACAAAGCCUUUGGGAAAUCGACCGCAAUACGGCGUGUCAACGACCGGUUUGUCGCCCGCUUGAGGCGCAAGCACCAUCGAUCACAAGCCGCCGAAAAUACCUCAAACGAUGCGCCUGCUCCCGAUUCUUCACAGACCUCUGUGAGAUCACCGAGCCCGCGACGGGCUGAUCUAUCAGCCCAGUCGCGUAUAUCUUUAGAUGACGGCCCCCGACCCACCUCACCUGCCACACCGACCGUGUCGCAUGCCCUUGAAAACACACCAUUACCUCACUCGCCCUCCAACGAGCCAGCAGAGCCACCUGCUGUGCGCGAGGAUCGCGCGUUUACCACCUCCGACAACCAACCACCUGCCUAUCCCUCAUCCAGCACCCCCACAUCCGCCCGACGACAGGAAAAGGCCCCGAUAAGAGGACGGGAGGGUGACUAUGACGAGCGGGAUCUCACGGGUUAUGUCCGCUCGUUUGACGGCGUCACGUUGGCCAUGCCAGCGGAAGCGCCAGAAGUCAGCACGUCCACAGAAGCUGCACCGUCCUUUGAGUCGAGUUUGAUCGGCUCAUCUCGAAUCGCUGCUGGGGCCAUCCGACAAGCACACGUAGCAACAGAUGACAAGGUGGCAUUGGAACGACUACGAACAAUGGCCGACGCACCUGUUUCUUCAUCCCCAGCACCUAACAGACCAAUGGUUCCUGCCUGGCGCGAGAUGGACGAGUGGCACGCCGAGCAACAAUUGGAGAGCCUACCGGCUACUGAACCAACGAACGCUUCACCGCCAUUAUCCGAUCUACCACUUCCUCCACCUCCGUCAACGACUGUUGUUCCCUCUAACGGGUAUGAAAUUGGCCACUUCUGGUCAUACAUGGGUGAUCCCCCCUCAUCCAGCCGUGCUGGACCCAGUGCACCCCCAACCGACACGAAUGACGAGCGUAUUCCAUCUUUGAUGCCGAGUGCACCCCCUGCUCUUGCUGAAGAAGAGGGGGAUGGUGGAGUGGGACCGUCUGCGCCGGUUUGGGACGAUUCGCUCGGAGAGGUGGCCAUGUUACGGGAGGAACAGGAUGGCUCCACUAGCUCGGACCGAGCGAGAUCCACAUCGCCGUCAUCGAGCGCUAGUAGUGGGAGCGGCGAUGGCCAGCAGUCUAGAUCUUCAGGCCCAAAUUUACCCCGCUACGAGCCAUGA
Messenger RNA from Serendipita indica DSM 11827, 1959 nucleotides. Lineage: Eukaryota; Fungi; Basidiomycota; Agaricomycetes; Sebacinales; Serendipitaceae. The record is from the annotation of a GenBank genome assembly.